AUGAAACUCGUUAUCCAAAGAGUCAAAUCAGCAUCCGUGACAGUCGAUUCGGAGUUGGUUUCCUCUAUUGGCAAGGGCCUUCUUGUAUUUGCUGGCAUAGGCAAAGAAGAUAACGAGAAGGAUGCUGAGAACCUCGUGAACAAGGUCUUGAAGGCCAAGUUCUGGCCCGAUGAGAAUGGAUGGAAAAAGAAUGUUAAGGAUAUUGAGGGGGAAGUACUAUGUGUCUCCCAAUUCACCCUCUAUGCAAAAAUGAAGAAAGGCAAUAAACCCGACUUUCAUGACGCAGCUGGUCCCGAGUCAGCGCGCAAAAUCUAUGACUUCUUCUAUGACAAGAUGCAGGAAGGCUAUACUCCGGACCGGGUCAAGAAUGGUGUCUUCCAAGCCAUGAUGGAGGUUGAACUGAAGAACGAUGGGCCGGUGGGUGUGGACUACUGCAGCGAGGACGCGGCGGUCACAAUCGAAAUCAAUACCAAUCUUCCUAAGAAGGAGCCCAAGGAGCCGAAGAAUGGAGACAAAGACUCCGAUGAACAGGAAAUUAAGGGACCUUUUGAAUUCCAAAUUCCUCCUGAAUUGCUACAGUGA
Penicillium expansum is the source of this 582-nucleotide messenger RNA. RefSeq names its product D-aminoacyl-tRNA deacylase. The record is from RefSeq and is a predicted model, not a curated record. Gene Ontology annotation, cellular component: cytoplasm. The coding region runs from base 1 to 582 and encodes 193 amino acids. NCBI's taxonomy places the organism in Eukaryota, Fungi, Ascomycota, Eurotiomycetes, Eurotiales, Aspergillaceae. The transcript is spliced from 5 exons. Gene Ontology annotation, biological process: tRNA metabolic process. Gene Ontology annotation, molecular function: D-tyrosyl-tRNA(Tyr) deacylase activity.